AUGCGGUCGUCGCCGCGAGAUCACGUGAUCAAUCACGCGGGUCUCGGCUGGGGCGAGCCGCCCUACGACUCCCUCUCGUCGCCAAUUAUGCUGCAGCGUGUGGCUUUCCAGACUAUGACGCCGGCGAUGCGCGCGGCCUCGCGUAUGCAGACUCGUGCUAUGUCGAUGUCGGCAGUUCGCAUGCAAAAGAAAACGCAGGCACAGCUUCCUAAGGGCACGAUCGUGCCUGGCUCGAAGGUUGACCCUCAGCUGGGCGACUACCCAGCGAUGCCGAUGGAGAACCAGCAGUUCCGUCCGUACAGCCGUCAUUGGUGGGAUACACAAGACCGUCGUCAGUACGGUGAAACGCUCCACGAGCAAGACGAUGUCUUGAACAUGUGGUCGCCCGACGCUUACAAGACCCCCGGCCCUCUGGCGCUCCGCCACUUUUUGACGGCCGUGGGUCUCAUUGCUGCGUUCUCGUACGUGGUGUACUCGACGGUGCCAGAAGCGCCCAUGAUGCGCAAGACCUUCCCUCGCAACGGUCUGGCUGACGAGCUUGGCGGUCCGCAAGCAGCUGCGCGCUCGGAGCAGGACGAGUAA
Molecule: messenger RNA, 582 nt
Organism: Malassezia pachydermatis
Lineage: Eukaryota; Fungi; Basidiomycota; Malasseziomycetes; Malasseziales; Malasseziaceae
Product: nadh dehydrogenase 1 beta subcomplex 8
Exons: 4
Coding region: 1-582 (193 amino acids)
Cellular component (GO): mitochondrion
Source: RefSeq, a predicted model, not a curated record